GAUAUCUCUAUGUUUGCAUAGCUCAUACGCCACCUACUGCAAAACCGAGCUGACAGCUCAUGCAAUGCUGGCAGCGUUUCUAUUCUAUCAUCGUGGCAGAGCUGGAUACGGCUCUUUUUUAUUCUUCUUUGAAACCAAACAAGAAGAAGGCCAGAUAGCCAUCGUAAGACGCUGAGGCUCAGAAUGGAACGCAGAACAAACAGAAGGGAAAAGGACGGCGACGACAAAUGCCACAAUUCAGAAGACGGAGAUCAAAGCACAAACUGCAAAUCGGCUCUCGUCACCCUCAACGUCGGUGGAUAUCUGUACAUCACACAAAACCAGACGUUAUCCAAGUAUCCAGACUCUUACCUGGAAGGUGUUGUGAACAGGAAAAUCUUUUGUCCCAUUGAUGCAGAUGGACAUUACUUUAUUGACAGAGAUGGUCUAUUGUUUAGGCACGUUCUAAACUUUCUACGCAAUGGAGAACUCUUGCUGCCCGAAGGCUUCCAAGAAAACAACCUUUUGGCACAAGAAGCGGAUUUUUUCAGGCUCAAGGCACUGAGUGAGGCUGUCAAAGCAAGAUGGGAGAAGGAGCAACAAGCUGCCCGCGAGACCACUUUUCUGGAAAUAACAGAUAAUCACGACCGGUCUCAGGGUCUUCGGAUUUUCUGCAAUGCCUCCGACUUCAUAGCCAGAAUAAAAGCUCGUAUUGUGCUGGUUUCUAAAAGCAGACUGGAUGGGUUUCCCGAGGAAUUCUGUAUCUCUUCAACUGUUAUCCAAUUUAAAUAUUUCAUCAAAUCGGAGAACGGGACGCGGCUAGUACUGAAGGAGGACAACACCUUUGUAUGCACCCUGGAGACUCUUAAAUUUGAAGCCAUUAUGAUGGCACUAAAGUGUGGCUUUAGACUGCUGACAAGCCUGGAUUGUUCAAAAGGGUCAAUCGUUCAGAGCGAUGCACUUCAUUUUAUCAAGUAAUUACCUCUAGCGCUAUACAAAGGACUACAGUAUGCAUCCGAGCCUCAUUAGUCUGCAGCAGCCUGGCAUCACAAAAGGUAUCCAAGUAGUAGACAAGCAAACAGGUCAGCUGCAAACGAGCAGAGCCCACGGUACGUACAUUUUGCCUGAAACGAUGUUUAGAAUCUGACUCAUACUGCACGUAAAUCACCCUUCUCUAGGAGGCAAGACGUUGAUUAGGGAAACACGACUACUGUAAAUAAAUGGUUUUACGCUGCUAAUAUAUUUAAUCCUUUGUCGCUCGCCUCUACAAUCGCAGUGAAACGCUUUGUGCUCUUGAAGAAAUACCUGAACACAGUUAUUAUUCUGGUAAACAGUUCUGAGCACCUCCCAAUUAAUACCCAAGCUUUCAACAUGUCCUUUCGAAAGCACAACGGCUAUGCUUCAGUACAACAACAAACCAUAUCAUGGAAACGGCGUCUUUCCUUCCAGCCUGCAAUUUGCAACACAACUGUGCAGACUACUGGUUCAGAAAUAAAUGCUUUUCAUAGAAAACCUUAACCAGUGCAUGCUUUUCAUUGCAGGCACCUCGCCAUGUUCCCCGCAUAACUCAACGCUGUACAAGUGUGGAUGAUCUAGAAAAGUUGAUUCAAUUAGAAACCGGUUUUCCUCCAGUGGAUACAUUUCUAGGGUCGCAGAACUGCUUUUCUCUGUGUUUACGUGUAAAGAGUGCAAGGUCACUUAAGGUAAAGGGAAAAA
Molecule: messenger RNA, 1695 nt
Organism: Spea bombifrons (plains spadefoot toad)
Lineage: Eukaryota; Metazoa; Chordata; Amphibia; Anura; Pelobatidae
Gene: KCTD4
Product: potassium channel tetramerization domain containing 4
Exons: 1
Coding region: 184-957 (257 amino acids)
Biological process (GO): protein homooligomerization
Molecular function (GO): protein binding
Source: RefSeq, a predicted model, not a curated record